UGGAUAUUUUGAAGGCGGAAAUUCAUUAUCAUACUUUGAUCCUUCCGGGAAUCAGAUCCGUUUUGACGAAAAUUCAAAGGGUUCCAUAAAAGAAAAAGAGCGUAUUACAAUAACCAAUCCAGAAGCUCAAGAUGGAGAUGCUCGCCACCGUUGUCCCUACAGAAACUGUGAUUAUACAAUUAUCAAACGGACAACCAUGUAUAGACAUAUCCGAAAACAUCACGACAAUUCGUUUUAUUUCGGUACUGCUCUCUACGGAUCGCCGCUGUCAUUCUUUAGUCCAUCAGGAAAAACGUUACAUUUUAAUGAGGCGUCCAAAAAUUCAAUUGAUGAGGAUGAGCGUAUUACGAUAGCUGUAGGAGAGCGCAGAAAAAGUCAAACAAAGAAAAGACAUUCCGCUUCGAAGCAGCGACGAGCAAAGUCUCGAGUACGAUUACCAAUGGUUAUACCAGAGAUUGAUAAGGAUCCUUUUUCCAGAGACACUGAAGAUGAAGACCAAAACGUCGGGGAGGAAGCAACAGGACGUUCCUUGCGUUUGCUGACUGUUGCAAGCUUUGCAUCAGAGGAUAGAGUUGGAUUCCCGCGAGAAGGCCGAUAUUACUGUCCCUACGUAGACUGCCGAUAUUCAGAAGCCCGAGGAUACAUGGUUACAGGCCAUAUACGAAGAAUGCAUUUUCCAUUAUUCCCGCAGUUGAUGGGCAAGGUCAAAUAUAUCUUCAAGACUACUUCAGGACGUAUUAUAAGGCUCGAUGGAAACUCCCGGAACCUGUUGAAGGAAGGAGAAGAGUUUAUGACUGAAAAGUUUUAUGCAGAAGGGGACAUAAUUCGCUACUGUCCAUUUAAAGGCUGCACUACGACAUCAACGUACGUGACUCACAUCUAUUCCCAUCUUCGAGCCAAACAUGGGAUCAACCUCCCGAAGCUUACGGCAGGAUCAGCCGGACCAACUUUCAGAACGCCUUCUGGCCAGAUCUUGUUAUUCGAUGAAAACUCUUGUAAUAUACUGGACGAUGGCGAGGAUGUAAUCAUCGAGGGCCGCGUAGGAGGGAACGAUCCUGACACAGCGGAAAAGCCUUCUUUUUAUUGUCCGUAUAAAAGCUGCAAUGGUGCGAAUAAGUAUCGAGGUGGUUUGUAUCUGCACAUACGAAGACAACAUGAUAAGUCAUUCUUUGUAAACAGAAAUUAUCAGGGAAGGGAGCAGACAUUCACAACCCCCUCGGGCGAGGAGAUACAUUUUGAUGUGUGUCCCUAAAAGAACAAUCAAAAAACUCAAUUGACACAAAUGAAAGCAUCAAGAUUACUGCAAACGAUCAAGAUGGAAGGACCUGUUUCUACUGUCCGUAUAAAGACUGUAGCUUUUACACUAUCGCCAUCCGUUGUGCAGUGUAUGAGCACAUUCGAAAUCGACACGAUAAAUCUUUUGUAAUUGGAGCCAAGAACGCAUGCAAAA
Molecule: messenger RNA, 1450 nt
Organism: Zychaea mexicana
Lineage: Eukaryota; Fungi; Mucoromycota; Mucoromycetes; Mucorales; Lichtheimiaceae
Exons: 10
Coding region: 197-1252 (351 amino acids)
Source: RefSeq, a predicted model, not a curated record